CUUGGUUACAGUCCGGAAGUACUAGCAGAGCAUCGUUAGCAUGCUAACUCUGCGCUCAUCUCUGUCCCGUUUUUUACGUCCGAAAUAUCCUUGAAGAAACAGAGAUGAGCAACGAUGAUGUCAUCAAGCAUGUCACGUGCACGGUCAAACCUCCCGUCUACCUUCACUUCGGGGACUCCAAGGAGGACCCCAGUCACUCGGGCGUCUGCGUGCUGGACGUCAACCUCCCCUUUGGAAAAAGCGUUAACGUGGAGGCGAUCUCCUUCAAGAACUCCUACACGGCCUUUGUCAGCGUGAGGCUGCAGAGGCGGACCCCUGGCCAGGAGGCGGCGGCAGCCAAGUGGGUCACGGCUGUCAGGGACUUCCCCCUGAUGAAGAACCCCCAUACCGAGGCGGGCUCCCAGGACUUCUACGCCAUCCGUAGGACACAGAUGCAAAUAGAGGCGGACCACGUCACGGCCCUGAGACUGAUCCUGAGACAGCCGUCCUGUGCCUGGUUAACUUUCAGCCUGGAGGACAUCCGCAUCUUCCCUCGCACGCAGACGGAAACUGACAAGGAGCUCUCUGAUUGGUUGUCUGCUCUGACCCUCGUGGACCGCCAUUCUGACGUCGAGGAGGGUCUCCCGGACCCUCAGACAGUUUCGUGCAGUCUUCAGCAGAUGUGGGCGUUGACUGAGGUGAUGCAGAGCAGUCAAAGCUCCGCCUCUAUCGGACGCUUUGAUGUGGAUGGAUGCUACGACGUCAACUUCUUAUCUGUGACAUAAACAUAGCAUUUUUAUGCUGCAUGUGACAUAGACAUAAUUAUAGUUAUGCUGUUUGUGACAUUAACAUGUAAGUACAGUAGAUCCUUGCUAUUUGUGGGGGUUGUGAAGUGAAUUCUAUUUAUACAGCGCUUUUCUCUGGUGACUCAAAGCGCUUUUACAUACUGUAGUGAAACUAUGUAUCUAAGUUACAUUUAAACCAGUGUGAGUGACACUGGGAGCAGGUGGGUAAAGUGUCUUUCCCAAGGACACAACGGCAGUGACUAGGAUGGUGGAAGCGGGGAUCGAACCUGGAACCCUCAAGUUACUGGCACGGCCACUCUACCAACCGAGCUAUAAAGCUAUACCGAUACAGUUACGUUUCAAAACCCACAAGGGAUGGUGCAAAAUCCAAAAUAAAUGUUAUCCUCUAAUAUGUGAUAGUACUUAUUCUAUAAUAUGCCUCUUACAGUUUUUAAAUGCAUUUUAAAUUCAUUUAAAAGAGUUCAGCUUUGAACUGAACUCUCGCGGCUGUGUUGGAGCCACUAUGGAUUGAACUUUCACAGUAUCAUGUUAGACCCGCUCGACAUCCAUUGCUUUCGGUACCCCACUUCUGAGGUCCUCUCCAAGGUUUCUCAUAGUCAGCAUUGUCACUGGCGUCCCACUGGAUGUGAAUUCUCCCUGCCCACUGGGUGUGAGUUUUCCUUGCCCUUUUGUGGGUUCUUCCGAGGAUGUUGUAGUCGUAAUGGUUUGUACAGUCCUUUGAGACAUUUGUGAUUUAGGGCUAUAUAAAUAAACAUUGAUUUAUUGAUUGAGUGUUGUACUCCAAAUAACGUCUUGUCAAAGCUUUUUUGGACUGGAAAAUGUUGAGUGAAUUCUAACUGCGGCACUCUUCUUUCCCUUCAGAUAGCGCCAUUAAACCACUUUAAAUUGAAGCUGCUAUAAAAAAUGAUAUACAAUUUCCAGCAGUGCAAAGGAAUGCGUGAAUAUGCGGAGGAGCGAAUGCCAAAACUCAAAUAUGUAGGCCUGGGAUCUACUGUAUUCACUGUGGAGGUCAGUUCUAUGUAUUAUAAACAUGUUGGAAUUAUUCUCUGAAUUAUCUGAAAUAAAAGUAUUCAAUGUUUA
Molecule: messenger RNA, 1865 nt
Organism: Nerophis ophidion (straightnose pipefish)
Lineage: Eukaryota; Metazoa; Chordata; Actinopteri; Syngnathiformes; Syngnathidae
Gene: nicn1
Product: nicolin 1
Exons: 7
Coding region: 105-764 (219 amino acids)
Cellular component (GO): nucleoplasm
Source: RefSeq, a predicted model, not a curated record